Molecule: messenger RNA, 1380 nt
Organism: Beta vulgaris subsp. vulgaris (sugar beet)
Lineage: Eukaryota; Viridiplantae; Streptophyta; Magnoliopsida; Caryophyllales; Amaranthaceae
Exons: 2
Coding region: 1-1380 (459 amino acids)
Source: RefSeq, a predicted model, not a curated record
AUGGCGACACAAGAAGUAGAUGCUGAGGUUGGAGAAGCUGUGGAUGCAAAGGCUAAUGUUGGUAUUCGAGGAGAUCCAAGUGAAGAAGCCAAAACAUUUUAUAAAUUAAUGGAAGACCUUGAGUUGCCGUUAUAUCCAGGCUGUAAAAACUUUUCAAAGUUGUCCUUUCUGCUUAAGUUAUUUCACAUAAAGUGCUUAGGGGGGAUAACAGAUAAAAGUCUUUCUAUGAUUCUUGAUCUUUUCAAGGAAGCAUUGCCGGAGAAUAACACUUUGCCAGAAUCCUUCUACGAAGCUCAAAAGACGGUGAAGAAGUUGUCUCUUAACUCCAUCAAGAUUGAUGCUUGUCCCAAUAAUUGCAUGCUAUUUUGGAAAGAGCAUGCUAAUGCGGAUGAAUGUAUAAAGUGUCAUGCAUCAAGAUGGAAAAAAAAGGAACAAGGGAAUGGAAAUCCCACUACAGAACCCAAUCCCAAAAAGCUUCCAUGUCAGACAAUGAGUGACUAUCCUGCUUAUGGUGAUCUCUCUGGAUGGAGUACGGGAGGAGAAAAAGGUUGUCCUACUUGCAACAGUGACACAUCUUCAGAAUGGCUAAGAAAUGGGGGUAAGUACUGUUACAUGUGUCAUCGCCGAUUUCUACCCAUUGAUCAUGAAUGGAGGUACGAUGGGGCAUCUUUUGACGGCACACAUGAGAUUAGACCAAAGCCAAAGGAGUUAACGGGUGAGGAAGUGCUUGAACAAUUGGUGGAUGUUGAAUGUGUUACAUCCCUUGAGACUCCUACUAGGAAGAGAAAUCGACGCAAAGAUCAAAAGAACAAAUGCAAAGCAAUAUGGAGAAAAAAGAGCAUUUUCUAUGAGUUGCCGUAUUGGAGUAGUCUUCUAGUGCGUCAUAAUUUAGAUGUGAUGCACAUUGAGAAGAAUGUUUGUGAGACCUUACUUGCUACGUUGCUUGACAUAGAAGGGAAAAGUAAGGACAAUCUGAAUGCACGACAUGAUUUGAAGGAAAUGAAAAUUAGAAAGUCCCAGCAUGCUAAAGAACGAGACGAUGGUAGUUGGGAGAUUCCCCCGGCUCCUUACACGUUAUCCUUGGAGGAAAAAAAGAAGCUAUGUACCUUCCUGACGAGUGUCAAGUUCCCUGAUGGCUAUGCUUCAAAUAUCUCCCGAAAUUCAUUGCUGAGAGAGCGCAAAUUGGCAGGUUUGAAAAGCCAUGACUUCCAUGUCAUUAUGGAGCAUCUUCUUCCUCUUGCUAUACGUGAUUGGCCGAAGUCACUGUCCACACCACUUAUUAAAUUGAGUUCAUUUUUCAAGGAAUUGUGCUCUAAGACAUUGAAUGUGAAAGACUUAGAAAUAAUGGACAAGGAAAUAGCCGUCAUCCUAUGCGAGUAG